Molecule: messenger RNA, 2012 nt
Organism: Selaginella moellendorffii
Lineage: Eukaryota; Viridiplantae; Streptophyta; Lycopodiopsida; Selaginellales; Selaginellaceae
Product: GATA transcription factor 15
Exons: 5
Coding region: 701-1528 (275 amino acids)
Biological process (GO): regulation of DNA-templated transcription
Molecular function (GO): zinc ion binding; sequence-specific DNA binding
Source: RefSeq, a predicted model, not a curated record
GGCCUGGGCGAUCGACGGCGGCGGUGAUUUGUAGCGCGGAAACUCGACGGUCUGGAUUGCCUCAAGCGCCCAGCCGUAGGGCCUUUGUUUGCCGCCUUGAAUGCUGUGUUGCAUUGCCCUCUUUUCUCAUUUCUUCUUCUUUCUCCAUCGUCUCGGCGCCAAAGAUCUCGUUCGAUUCAUUGGCACUGGCGCGUUGCCCGAUCGGCGCGUGUGGAAUUCGGAUCCUCUUUGUGGCGAUCCAGGGCUAGAUCAGGCGGCGGGGUCGUUUCUUCUGCGGGAUCGCCGGCUGGGGCGCCCAGAAUUUGGCGCCGAUUAGGCCUCGCACGGCUUGCCCUGGGCGUGGAGCGGCAGGAAUUGGAGCAUUUCUUGUGCGAUCUGUGGCGGAUCAGGGAUUGGGCGCCGGGAGGGUUUACAUUGAGCUGCAGGAUGCGCAAAAGCCCUUCUGGGUCCUCGUGGCUGGCCGACUGGAGCAGAGAUCGAUCCAAAUGCGACGCUCUUGUCACGAUUACAGGCUAGUGAGUUCUACAGUUUAGCGGCAUCAACCGGGUUCUUUCCCUGGGGAUCUUAAGCCUUGCAUUAAGGUGGAAAUGAUGCGGUUUUCAUUGCAAUGACGAUCUGCAGGCCUGGUGCCAAGAGAUCAGCUUAAGAUCUGGGGAUCUUAGUAGGGAUCUGUGAAAGUGAAGUAGCUCGUAUCUCAACCAUGGAGAAGGUUAGCGUCACGUCUAGUACUACCGCGGGGGAUUUCCCAGGAACUAUGAAAAAGGUUAAGCACCUCAUUGAGUCGGAGUAUUCAUCAAUGGAUGAAGAUAAUGACUCGAAAGUCGAGAUUGCGAAGCUCGGCGAGAGAUCCGAUGAGGAGUGGAUCAAGCCCAAGCUCGAAAGAAAAUCAGAGCUUUUAGACGGCAAAAGCCUGUGUGGACGGCUGGCGGUGAUCACCUCACAUUCUCCACCUCGCAAUCACGCAUCGGAUGGCGCAGCUUCCUCGUCUGAGAUGUCCCCUGGUGCAACCAGUCCGUCCAGGAGUUGUACGCAGUGUGGAGCGACCAAGACUCCACUCUGGAGAAAUGGGCCUUGUGGUCCCAAGUCUCUUUGCAAUGCAUGCGGCAUUCGUUACAAGAAGGUUGGCAGCACUAAACGCACCUCGAACAGCAGCGAUCCACACGAGCAGCCACAGAAGCUGUCGACAAAGUCUCCGAAGCGUAAGGCCGAGGCAGUGGAGGAGACCGAGCGCUCACACGGCCACAGGAGGAGCCGGCUCGUCGUCCGCGGGGAGAAGCGCGAGGCCGUGGAGGAGAAGGCCUCGUGUAGCAGCAGCCAGGUGGUGUUUAAGCAGCAGUGCUCGUCCCGGCAGGCUCCGGUGCCACGGCGAGUGUGCACAAGGCGGUCGCUCCCCUCGGGCUUCCACACUCCAAAGUGGGGCAGCAGGUCCGCUAGAUUCAACACGUUUAGGAAAUCUCAUCAAACCAAGGACGAGGAAGAAGGCGCGGCACUUCUCAUGGCUCUGGCUUGCGGCCUCGUCAACGCGUAGCUCCUGAGAGGAACACCUCUCUCAGCUCUUUCCCUGUGAAGCUGGAAGAACGAAUCGAGAUCUCAAGCGAGCUAGAAUGAGUGGCAGGAGGAUUAAAAAUAACAAGAGCCAGCAAUGAUCUUUGCUUCCUUCACAACUUUUCGGGAACACAACACUAUCUAUUAUCAUGCAACAUAAACUUAUAUAUCAUCUUCCAUCCAAAAACAAUGAGCCAUUUGUAUAUAGGUGGGUGCUUUGGUAGUCCUGCUCUUUUAACCACUGUCGUUCCUUCUAUAGAAGAACUCCUUGUGCAGGCUUUUUGAGACUCUAGCUCUUUGUUCUCUUUUUUUUUUCCCUUCUAAACUACCUUAAGAUAUGAGAAAUAACAGAAAGAGUGAGAGAGAGAUGAGAAAGAGAUGAAAAAAGGUUUGUUUUUCUUUUUUUUUCCUUACUGUAUGAAGUUUCCAAUAGAGAAACGUGAUCAAUUCAAUAUGUUGCUAAACGA